CUUCUAAUAGCAAAGCUAAGCAACAUUAAAACACAAGAAGCCAAGUGUUCCCAGAAACAUGGAUCACACAAGCAGCAACAUCGUGCAAAAAGUACCAAAUCAACAUAUGCUCAGCUAGCUGCCCAUUCAACCAUGCCAAAGCAUUCCGUACAAGCAGCAAACUGUCCUGGCACGAAUUCAACACACACUUCCGCCCAACUCCAAAAGGACCUAUUUCUAGUUG
This is a messenger RNA of Acaulospora morrowiae, 223 nucleotides long. NCBI's taxonomy places the organism in Eukaryota, Fungi, Glomeromycota, Glomeromycetes, Diversisporales, Acaulosporaceae. The record is from the annotation of a GenBank genome assembly.